AUGGCGACGAGAAGGCGUACUUUACUCAAGGUCAUUGUCCUCGGCGAUAGCGGGGUUGGUAAGACUUCCUUGAUGAAUCAAUAUGUGCAUAAGAAGUUUAGUCUGCAGUACAAAGCGACUAUUGGUGCUGAUUUCGUAACGAAGGAGCUUCAGAUUGGGGAAAAGCUUGUUACUUUACAGAUUUGGGAUACUGCUGGACAAGAAAGAUUCCAGAGUCUUGGUGCUGCGUUUUACAGAGGCGCGGAUUGUUGUGCCCUGGUUUAUGAUGUUAACGUGUUGAAGUCCUUUGACUCUCUCGAGAAUUGGCAUGAGGAGUUUCUUAAACAGGCAAGUCCAUCGGAUCCAAAGACAUUUCCGUUUAUAGUGCUUGGAAACAAGGUUGACAUAGAUGGAGGGAGCAGUAGAGUGGUCUCUGAGAAGAAAGCAGCUGACUGGUGUGCUUCAAAUGGUAACAUACCCUAUUUCGAGACAUCAGCAAAAGAAGACUUCAACGUUGAUGAGGCAUUCUUUACCAUUGCCAAAACAGCUCUUGCAAACGAGCAUGAACAGGAUAUAUACUUCCAAGGCAUACCAGAAGCUGUGACUGAGAACGAGCCAAAAGGGGGUGGUUGCGCUUGCUAA
Molecule: messenger RNA, 621 nt
Organism: Thlaspi arvense
Lineage: Eukaryota; Viridiplantae; Streptophyta; Magnoliopsida; Brassicales; Brassicaceae
Source: the annotation of a GenBank genome assembly